Manduca sexta (tobacco hornworm) is the source of this 4405-nucleotide messenger RNA. Its product is annotated as clustered mitochondria protein homolog. Gene Ontology annotation, cellular component: cytoplasm. Gene Ontology annotation, molecular function: mRNA binding; protein binding. Lineage: Eukaryota; Metazoa; Arthropoda; Insecta; Lepidoptera; Sphingidae. The record is from RefSeq and is a predicted model, not a curated record. Gene Ontology annotation, biological process: intracellular distribution of mitochondria.
CUGAUAAACAAAGUAAACAAUCAGUGAAAAUGAAGAAAGAUGCCGAAUCAAAAACAGUAGCCGUUAGUAAUGGUCACGCAAGCACCCCGAAUGGACGAGCCGACGACGAAGGCGGUGGUGGUAGCGCUGCUACGCCGCGCGUUUCUUACGCUGCUGCAGCUCGCAAACCGGCCUCACCGCAGUCUAGCAUCACGCCUGCACCUUUCCCCUUAAAUACAGAAACUCAAAAAGCCAAAACUAAUGGCGAGAAGUUGUUACAAAUAAAAACUACGACAACUAAAGCUGGAGAAGAAACAAUAACAAAGGUUAAUGAUAUUACAAAAGAUAAGAUAGAUACCAAAGAACAAAUCCUAAACGGCACAGAAACAUCAUGUGACACCUUAGUUAACGGUGAUCCAAAAAAAGAUCCAGAUUGUGAUAUUAGCAGUAGUGAUAAUACUAAAGUAGUUACUAAUGGAAUUAAUAGUGAUUCCGACGACACAAAAUCGAGUAAGUCUGACGAAGGGCAUGAAGCCGUUGUUCCUAAUGUAUGUCCAAAUAAGUCCGAGGAAAAACAGGUUUCUGAUAAAAAGAAAGACAAUAAGAAAACUAAGACAGCUGAGAGAAGCAGUGAUUCGGAGAAGAAAAAAGAUUCUAUUAAAAAUAAAAAUCAAGAAGCCAAAAAAGAGGAUGAAGCACCUGUAAAUAAUGGUGAAGCUUCGGAAAAAGUUAAUGGCGAUAGCAAUAAAGUAGUUAAUGGUGAUGGCGAAUGGGUUUCACGGUUAAAAUUGUUAGUCCAGGCGCUGAGCCUCUAGAUAUCCAAGUAUCAAGUAUGGAACUAGUUCAAGAAAUACACCAAGUGCUGAUGGACCGUGAAGACACAUGCCACAGAACUUGUUUCUCUUUACAACUGGAUGGUGUUACUUUAGAUAAUUUUGCAGAAUUGAAAAAUAUCGAAGGACUAAAAGAGGGAUCUAUCAUUAAGGUUGUAGAAGAACCUUACACAAUGCGCGAGGCUCGAAUCCAUGUCCGUCAUGUUAGGGAUCUUCUUAAGUCUAUAGAUUAUACAGAUGCGUAUGCAGGCCAGGAAUGCAGUUCUCUUGCUUUCAAAAACAUUAUUACACAAGGGGAUAUAUUAGAAAAGAAGAAGUCACGUCCAGAAAGUGUGGAUUGUACGCCACCAGAUCACAUAAUGCCGGGAAGCACGGAGCGACCUUUACUGCCGCUCCAUCCCGGCCUCACAAAAGAAAAUAAAGCCCCGCAAUGUCUCAAGGUGCUGACCACGUCCGGCUGGAACCCGCCGCCCGGACCGCGCAAGAUGUGCGGCGAUCUUCUAUAUCUGCAUGUUGUUACUCUCGAGGAUCGCCACUUUCAUAUCACAGCGUGCCCGAGGGGAUUUUACCUCAACCAGUCAAACGAAGAGCUGUUCAACCCUCGUCCAGCCAACCCGCCCCUGCUGUGCCACUCGUUGAUCGAGCUGCUGAGCAUAGUGUCGCCGGCCUUUAAGCGUAACUUCGCGCUGGUGCAGAAGCGGCGUAUGCAGAAGCACCCCUUCGAAAGAGUCGCUACUCCUUACCAGGUGUACCAGUGGGCCUCGCCGAUGCUUGAUCACACUAUAGACGCCAUCCGCGCCGAAGAUACCUUCUCGUCUAAACUGGGCUAUGAGGAGCACAUCCCGGGGCAGACGCGCGACUGGAACGAGGAGCUGCAGACGACGCGCGAGCUGCCGCGCUCCACGCUGCCCGAGCGACUAUUGCGAGAACGGGCUAUUUUCAAGGUGCACAGCGACUUCGUGGCGGCGGCGACGCGCGGCGCCAUGGCCGUGGUGGACGGCAACGUGAUGGCCAUCAACCCGGGCGAGGAGCCCAAGAUGCAGAUGUUCAUAUGGAACAACAUCUUCUUCUCGCUCGGCUUCGACGUGCGCGACCAUUACAAGGACUUGGGAGGCGACGCGGCGGCUUUUGUAGCGCCCCGUAACGACCUACAAGGCGUGCGAGUGUACAGCGCAGUGGAUACCGGACUGCACACACUAGGCACGGUGGUGGUCGACUACCGCGGGUACCGCGUCACGGCGCAGUCCAUCAUCCCCGGGAUACUUGAGAAGGAACAGGAGCAGAGCGUCGUGUACGGCAGCAUUGACUUCGGCACCACUGUGCUGUCGCAUCCUAAGUAUAUGGAGUUGCUGAGCAAAGCUGGUCAGCAGUUGAAGAUCAUGCCGCACUCGGUGAUCAGCGCCAACGGCGACACGGUGGAGUUGUGCUCGAGCGUGGAGUGCAAGGGCAUCGUCGGCAACGACGGCCGCCACUACAUACUCGACCUGCUGCGCACCUUCCCGCCGGACGUCAACUUCUUGCAGCUGGCAGAUGAUGAACUGAGGGAGGACAUCAAGUCUAUGGUUCCGAUAGUACACAAGCACAAACUAUGCUGUCUGCGACAAGAAUUAGUCGAUAGUUUCGUUGAGGCUCGUUACUUCAUGUUCAUACGUUACGCCGCCUUCCACUUGCAACAGUUGAGUGCAAAGCGUCAACGUGAUAACGAACCCAAACCGAUUGGAGGCAACAAGGACUCGGACAAAAAAGAUACUACAGAAGAGGCAAAGGGAAAAGUAGAAAAGAGCCAAGAAAAGGCUAAAGAUAAGAAAGGGAAGAAAGAUGACAAAGACAAUAAGGAAAAAGAAAAGAAAGAGAACAAAGCAGAGAAGGAAACAGAUGAUAAAGAAUCAAAGAAUGAUGAUAAAGGCAAAGAUGAUGACCUACUGCUGAAUGAAAACUAUUCCGAUAUUGAUACGGAUGUGGCUAAGAAGAUCGUGGAAAGUAUAACGGAUUCCAUCUGCAGUGGAGAUAAGGAUAAGGAGAAUGAUUCGGGCGAGCGCUCCCGCGCGGUGGUGGCGGCGGCGGCGCGCGCCGUGGCGUCGCUCAAGGAGUCGGAGUUCGACGUGCGCUUCAACCCCGACGUGUACUCCGCCGGCAUCAAGCACGCCGCCGCGCCCGAGCAGCUCGCCAAACAGCGCCACCUCGUCAAGGAGGCCGCCGCCUUCCUGCUCACCACGCAGAUACCAGCUUUCGUGCGCGAGUGCCUGGAGCACACGUCGGCGCCGAUGGACGGCGCAGGGCUGACGGAGGCGCUGCACGCGCGCGGCAUCAACGUGCGCUACCUCGGGCGCGUGGCCGCCGCGCUGCGCCCGCACCACAACCUCGCCUACCUGCACGCCAUCGCACUCGCCGAGUUGCUGCUGCGCGCCGCCAAGCACGUCUACACCGCCUACCUGCAGGGUUGCGAGGCGAUGAGCAUCGGUUCGGGCGUGGCGCACUUCCUGAACUGCCUGCUGGGCGCGUGCGCGGCGCCAGCGGUGUCGGCGCCGGAGGGCGCGGGCUGCGCGCGGCGCGGGGCGCGGGGCCGCGGGCGCCGGGCGCGCCGCCACGCGCAUGCGCCCGCCCUCCGCCGGCAGCCCGACUGGCACAACCUCACGCCCAAGACACUGUUUUCGCAGAUCAAACAGGAACUCAAGGCUUAUUGGGGCUAUGAAUUAAACGCUGAUAACAUGGAAUCUGUCAUAGAGAAAAAUGGUCUACAAAAAAUAUCGCUUCUCAGGUCAUUUGCACUUAAAGUUGGCUUGCAAUUAUUAUUGCGGGAAUAUGAUUUCGACAAUAAGAACAAGGGGCCGUUCACAAGUUCCGACAUUAUGAACAUAUUCCCUGUUGUUAAACAUAUCAACCCUCGCGCAUCCGACGCUUACAACUUCUACACGACUGGUCAGAACAAGAUCCAAGCAGGCGCUGUAUCGGAGGGCCACGAACUUAUAGCGGAGGCCCUGAACCUUCUGAACAACGUGUACGGCGCGAUGCACGGCGAGAUCGCGCAGUGUCUCCGCAUGGUGGCGCGCCUGUGCUACGUCACCGGCGAGCACAGGGACGCCAUGGCCUACCAACAGAAGGCUGUGCUCAUGUCCGAGAGGGUCAACGGCAUUGAUCAUCCGUAUACUAUUACUGAAUAUUCUCACCUGGCACUGUACUGCUUUGCAAAUGGUCAAGUAAGCACCGCAUUGAAGUUGCUAUACCGUGCACGCUAUCUGGCGUUGCUUGUCUGCGGUGAAAACCAUCCUGAAAUGGCACUUUUGGACAGCAACAUCGCGCUGAUCCUGCACGCGGUGGGCGAGUACGAGCUGUCGCUGCGGUUCGCGGAGCGCGCGCUGAGCGUGACGAGCGCGUCGCACGGCGCGCGCUCGCUGAAGGCCGCCGUCGCGCGCCACCUGCUCGCGCGCACGCUCUCCUGCCUCGGCGACUUCCGCGCCGCGCUGCAGCACGAGAAGGAGACCUACUCCAUCUACAAGCACCUGGUGAGACACCCCUCUAAUCUCUAUGCAGAGAUGUUAAAUACUAUUAGUGGUGUGGCGCGACGACAAAUAUCUUGAUUUAACAAUUGUGAG